Messenger RNA from Phalacrocorax carbo (great cormorant), 4949 nucleotides. NCBI's taxonomy places the organism in Eukaryota, Metazoa, Chordata, Aves, Suliformes, Phalacrocoracidae. The record is from RefSeq and is a predicted model, not a curated record.
CCACACGGCGGAGGGGCGGCGGCAGAGGCAGGUCGCGGCAGCCGCCGCUCCCCCGCGGGAGGGCGGGCGUGGAGCCCGGCUGCCGCCGCCAUGGAGAAGCAGCCCAGCGGCGAGGACGACUGCGUGGACUCGGGAGCCGAAACGGGCGGGUCUGAGUACAGCCGUAUGUCCUCUACCAGCAGUGAACUUUCUGUGGAAGGCAUACAAGACCCAUUCCUUGUUAGUGUACAUAUUAUCACAGACCCAGGUGAAUCCAAGACUCUUCAGCAAGCCAUCGAUAAGCUUCUAGCCUGGAUACAUCCAGACCUCCAGCUGUUCCGAGUCUCAGAAAGACGAGUGCCCAAGAAGCACAGAAGGCCAGGUAAGGCUGGUGUUUCCCAGCCAGCCCUUGCCGUCAUUCUGUUUCUGCAGGAGGAAUAUGGAGAAGAACCGAUCUUGCAGCUCCAUGAAACGUUUCAGCGGCCACCUUGGCAUUACCACCACACAGAGCGAGUGCAUGGGAAGUUCCUGCCUUAUAUGCCAUGCAGCCAGGACUUUUACACUUUGGCUCCAGAGACUCCUCUGUGGGCCAUUCGCCCAGUGCACUACGGGAAAGAAAUUAUCCGCUUCACUAUAUACUGCAGGAGUGAAAACUUUGUUGACAUUUUGAAAUUGUAUGAGUUAAUACUGAAAAGACCAGUAUGUCAGAAAAAAGCAGACUUUUGUGUUUUUCCUGUCUAUUCUAACAUGGAAAUAGACAUUCAGUUUUCUUUAAAAAAACUUCCGAAGGGCCAGGCCCCCACGCCAACAGAGUCAGCAGUGCUGGAGUUCAGAGUAAAAGAUGUGGGGCAGCUUGUGCCUCUCUUGCCCAACCCUUGCAGCCCCAUCAGUGAAGGCAGGUGGCAGACAGAAGACCACGAUGGAAAUAGGAUCCUUUUGCAGCAAGCGCGCAGUUGGUGUAGGAAGUCUGCAAGGCAGAACAAGCAACUAUAUCCAUCUGUGUCAACAGAUUCCCGCUUCACCACUCUGCCAGCCUUUCCUCCUCAGAGCCACCAAUCUGUCCCUGAACAACCAAAAGAAAUGGGUCAAAACAAGGUACAUCACGCAAACGGCCUUGGUCAUCAUCUUGGUUUCUCCCAGCAGGAUUUGAGACACAGUGAUCGAGGAGACUUCACACGCAGAUCCAGCAGUGCCUCCAGCAUUUCGUGGUCAUUUCAACGAAGCAAGUCUCUGUUCUGCUUGCCCACGGUGAGCUCCUCCUCAGCCUCAGAGACUUUUCUUUUCAGUGAACCAUUUCAGUUUUUAAAUACUGGCUCACCUGCAACCAGGUUGAAAACAUGGAGAUGCAGCCCUAGGCUUAACAUUGAUGACUUGGAGGGGGCCCAGGAGACGGAUGUAGACACAGGGAUGAAGUUGUCCUUCUCAGACCUGUCUGUGGUCUCUGCAUACUCUGCCCUUAAUGGAUUUUGCAAUGACUUGGAAACCUCUCUUCCCCCAGAGAAGGAAACUGUUGGUAAGACUAAACGGGCAGCCACCAGUGGAAGGCCUGCAUCAGCCAUGUGCUAUACUUUUGAAUCAGUUGACAGUUCACUGCCUUCUCUGUCUGAAUGGUCUUCCAGCUCAUUCACAUCAGCAUCUCUCUCCAAGCAGCCCAAACAGUCCUCAAGAGCAGCUACUUGUUCUCUGGAUGAUCAUGGUGGUGUUUGCCCAGCUUCACCAGCUAAUGAAGAAGAAUUUUAUAUCUGAGGUUUCUCUGUCUUACACCUUCCAGGGCAAGUGUGUCUGUGAACGACAGCAGUGGGCCCACCUUGAGCUUGCAGAAGGUUCCUCACUGAGGAGAAGGUGAUGCAGCAGAGCAUGCUAAAUAUUUGGCGAAAGCAUUCGGAACCCUCAGAGAUGGGUGUCCCCAAACUAUGUACAGUGAAGCAGUCUGAGCUUGCAACCUGUACGUUUGUGCUGGAGGGGAUGAUCAGAGGCUUGUCUGCGGCAGUGCAAGGUGGAUGGUUUCUAUGACUGACCCUUGGACUGGUGGUGAAGGAAAUGCCAGAAGAGGCACAUAAUAAUACAGUUUUCUUUGGGAGAAGCCGAAGGGUAAUUUGUGACACCAAACUGCUUUAACUUUUCUGAGAAAUUCCCUUAACUCAGGAAAGAUGGGAGGGAAAAGGUGUCUUCUUUCCCUUUCGUAAGUUCCAAAGGCAGCUCUAAGCACAGCAGGUCCCAGAAACAUGUCUCCAGUGGAGCCAGGCAAGAUGAUUCCUGUGAGGACACACACAGUUCCUUCUAACUUCUGAGAGUUGGCAGUGCUGAGGUGGGGAGAAGCUUCACUCCUUCCCCAGGGAAGAGGAAUCUCUGGUGCUUUGACAGUCCAGGAUGCGAAAAGUGCCAAAAGGGAAACCUUACAGAACAUUUUCAACCCAUCCCCUCAAAAAGCCCAUCCUUUCCAGUUAGAAGGGAGCCAUCUGGGCUGUUGUCUGACUCGCUUGUGUAAACAGUGGUAAACCCAAGUAAACCAUGUUUAUUACUUCUAACUCAGGCAAUACAGAGCUUACCUUUUUGGAAUACAAAACAAGGAAGAUAACCCAGCAUUUUUAUAUAUUGCUACACCACUAGUCCCAAAUAUAUGGCAGCUCCCUAUUUUUUAAGGGGUUAUUAUUUUACUUUUAAAAGUAAUUAAUUCAGAAACUUCUUAUUUCCAGUGAAAGCAUAUUUCUUUCUGAAUAAAACACGUUUCUUCUCAAAUACCUCUGUCCAAAGGGAGAACAAGUCCAAUUUACUGGCUUUUCAAGUGAUGUUUUUAAAAUGUGCAUUCUUGAUAACCUGUUUUGCUACAAUGCAUUUGGUAUUUAAAGAAAAAAAAAAACAACCAAAAAAAGUAAGUAAAAAGCUGUUAAUAUGACAGCUAAGUACCUUCACCAGAAUUAAAGUUGUAUAUACAGAUUGUAUCAUGCAUGUUCUGGAAAGUUACAUUUUUGGUGGAGAAGUGGUGCUGAUUGCAGCUCUGGCCUAGCCAGUGAGAAAAUGACCAUGUUAAAAGGUGUAUGUAUAAUGCUGUAUGUAACUAAAUACAGGUACAGAUGCUGAAGACCUGCCAUGGUGGCAUUGUGGUGGAUGGAAUAAAAACACAUUUGUGGAGAAAAAUAUUUGCUAUAUUACCAGGUAGUUUUACUCAGAAGAAUUACUGCUUUGGAAAAAAAAAAUAAAAAAUAAAAAGCACACAGAUACUCUAAAUAAUAUUUACAAAAAGUGGAACAGCUCCCCUGGCCCAUUUAAGUAAAUGCACAGUUUGUACAAACAAUUCUGGAGGAAAGCCUGGGUGAAAUUGAGUACAGGUUUAUAGGGGAGGAGGGGGGAUUCCAUUAAACCUGCACCCCCAGUCCAGAAGAGGCCAGAGGGAUAGUCAAGAGUCAGGAUGCUACUGCUCAAGGCAUUUUCCUUUUGCUGUCAUUUUCUACACACAGGGAAAGAGGCAUCAGGCUGACGUCCAAGUUUCCUCUUUGUGAGAUGCUAUCAUAGCAGGUACCAGAGGUAGACCUUGUCUUUUGUGCUAAACGCAAUGUAUAAAUAGGAAAAAUCUGUUCAAGCUCUGAGAGCACAGGAGAUUAUGAGUCUCCUCCUACCCUCCAAACUGUUAAGGCUUACUGCAGUUUUGGGUAAACUGUUCUCUUAAGAAAUGUCUGGGACCAGAAAUAGCACCGAUGAAGGAUUUGUCAUUGUGUGCAUGUGUUUACCUGCUCUAUACUCCUUCAGAAUCCACGUGGUCUUUCGUCUGACUUUUGUGGCCUUUAGAUCAAACCCCGUCUGAACACAGCGGACCCAAUUUAUCCAAAGUUGUGCUCCAUGUUAUUGUUUGUACCUUGUCAAAAUACUUGUAAAACACUGUGAGGUCAGACCAGCAGUUUUUUCCAUCAGCUUGCAAUCCACCAAAAGAGCAGCAAUGCCUAGGACAGUCAGACUCCACAGGUUUAAACUUAUUAUUCGAUAUUUUCUGUCAUAUUUGUGGUAGUACAAAAAUAAGUUAUGAAAAUAGCAUUGUGUAUUUAUGGGACAGCCGUUUUAUCAACACUAGCCACUUACAGAUAUGACAACCAAUAAUAAUAUGAUAAACUUGGUUCAAAUCUGUUAAAAAAUUUAGUAUUCAUUAUUUGGAACAGGAAGAAAAAAGCCUUUUCACAAUAUUUUAAUAACAUAGGUAACAUUUGAUGUGAACAUGAAAUCAAAAACUGGUUUGAGAUGAUGUGUCUGAUCUUGGAAUCAUGCCAACAUCCAGACCCCUGACAAAAGCUGAUUGGGGCUUUUAAUGAAGAGGAGGCUUUGAAACAUCUUUCCACCUAGGGUGUGACUCUGAGAGGAGGAGUCAGCGCGUCUGGGGCCCAUCUCCUGACGUGGCAGGAAGCCCUGGUACUGGAGGUCUAGAAACAAGCACAGGAUAGCUCAAGCAUCAGUUGUGAGGCUCCUGUGCAGCAUUAACCAGCAGCUCUGCAAACAUCUCAGCUCCAGAUUUUACCACGUUAAUCCUAAUGGGAAGAAAGCCAAAUGAGCUUCCACGGACUCUGAAUUUAUGCUGUCUGUACUGGUUCUGUCUCCAAGUAUUUAUCUUCUGUUUGCUGAUACUUAACUAGAAAUUAAAGUUUUAAUUGUUUACAUUCAUGGUGCUUGUAACCAAAUUUUGGAAUAACUGAGUGGCCUACUGUCAGAUAAAACAGAGUUGAUAGUGUACAGAAAACUUUUUGUCUAUAAUAAAGAAAGCCAGAUUUUGAAGAGUGUUUCACUGAAGGUAGGCUUCAUUAAUUAUCUUCCCAUUAUUUAAGAAGGGGCUGAUCUCUUCAGAGAGUUGAAUAUGCACAAGUUUCAUGGCUUUUACUUAUUGUUUUUGUUAAGUUAUGAACAAUGUCAUUUGAGAACUGCAAGUUUUUACCUGAACUUUCUCUCCUUCUCACCCCAGAAUGUGUUGCUUCUGUGAAAUAAAAUAG